Molecule: messenger RNA, 1620 nt
Organism: Apodemus sylvaticus (European woodmouse)
Lineage: Eukaryota; Metazoa; Chordata; Mammalia; Rodentia; Muridae
Gene: Chmp1b
Product: charged multivesicular body protein 1B
Exons: 1
Coding region: 115-714 (199 amino acids)
Biological process (GO): endosome transport via multivesicular body sorting pathway; late endosome to vacuole transport; protein transport
Cellular component (GO): multivesicular body; ESCRT III complex
Source: RefSeq, a predicted model, not a curated record
GCCGUAGAUACAGGAAGUGAGACCAAAACAAAGGAGCGCCGACCGGGAGCGGACCUCCUUGAGCCGGUGUCGCUGCUGCUUCACCCCGGCCCACCCGACAGAAGCCGCACGACCAUGUCCAACAUGGAGAAACAUCUGUUCAACCUGAAAUUCGCGGCCAAAGAACUGAACAGGAGUUCAAAAAAAUGCGACAAGGAGGAAAAGGCCGAAAAGGCCAAAAUUAAAAAGGCCAUUCAGAAGGGCAACAUGGAAGUUGCGAGGAUACACGCCGAAAAUGCCAUCCGCCAGAAGAACCAGUCGGUGAACUUCUUGAGAAUGAGUGCACGAGUGGAUGCGGUAGCUGCCAGAGUCCAGACUGCAGUGACGAUGGGCAAAGUGACCAAGUCCAUGGCGGGUGUGGUUAAGUCGAUGGACGCGACGUUGAAAACUAUGAAUUUGGAAAAGAUCUCCGCUUUGAUGGACAAAUUCGAACACCAGUUUGAGACCCUGGACGUCCAGACGCAGCAAAUGGAAGACACGAUGAGCAGCACGACGACGUUGACCACUCCCCAGAACCAAGUGGAUAUGCUGCUCCAGGAAAUGGCAGAUGAGGCGGGCCUCGAUCUCAACAUGGAGCUGCCUCAGGGCCAGACCGGUUCCGUGGGAACGAGCGUGGCUUCGGCUGAGCAAGAUGAACUGUCCCAGAGACUGGCCCGCCUUCGCGAUCAAGUCUGACGGCCCAACCAGUCCGAGAUUUCCUUUUGAUGUGCUCUCUGUUUUAGAGAGAUGUCCUAGAAUUGUGCCAGAAUGCCGAACAGUCUUCUAUGAACCUACAGCCCUCUCCAGAUAACGCUAAGAAAUUCCAGUUUUUCUCCACUUCUAACUGGAUUUUAAAGCUCUUUAUAGCUUAUAAUGAUGUAUAUUUUUAUAGCUGCCUUUUAACAGAACUGGUUCAUUUGCUCUACCUAAAUCUAGAAAAAAAAAAUCGGCAGAACUCUAGCCCUCAUGUAUUCCGUUUUCACUUAGAGUUUCAGAUUGAAGUUAUUUUUAGUGUGGUUGAUGGUACAUAGACUGACAAGAGGUGCAUAAAAAUGAAAGGAGGAGGAAUGGGUACUUAGUUUAGUAACAAAUAUGUAAACACUUGUUCAACUUAUUCGGUGGGAAAUACUUUCUGUAUAUCAUUUGGUUUUCUUUGUUUUUGCCAUCAAAGAAUGACUGCAAUCGACUAUUAAUUUAUUCUUAUAACUUAUACUAAAGUUAUCUUAGAAGAUGAUUGCAAAAUAUUCUUUAAAUUCUGUUCGUGUUAUAAUGGAGUUUGUGUAACUGAGAAAAAAUGCCAAAUAACUUCAUUUAUUUUCAGGAAAAAUUAAAUUGUUUUGUUUAUAUUCUAUUUACCAAGAGUUCUUAAGACUUAGACUUAAGAUAAUUUCUAAGAUAAUCUCUAGUUGUUUUCUAAUGAAAGUCAACCUUUAAUAGACUUCUGAUCAAAAUAAUGUUCAUCAACAUGACAGCCCUAUCACGUGCCAAACAUUGCCAAAGAACUGCUGAUUUGGUCCAACUAAGCCCUGGGACUGUAUAAUUAUAGGUUUUGUUUUUAUUUAAUAACCAAAAAUAUAAAUAAAAUUAGAACAGCAUUUUUAA